Molecule: messenger RNA, 7962 nt
Organism: Carya illinoinensis
Lineage: Eukaryota; Viridiplantae; Streptophyta; Magnoliopsida; Fagales; Juglandaceae
Product: disease resistance protein RUN1-like
Exons: 10
Coding region: 3646-5766 (706 amino acids)
Biological process (GO): defense response; signal transduction
Molecular function (GO): ADP binding
Source: RefSeq, a predicted model, not a curated record
UUAAUGAUCAGCUAUGCUUUUAUAUUUGUUUACAUGUGAUAUUAAAGAGAAGUUUAUGGGGAAAAUUUAGACAAAUCCAGAAUCUAAGAGUUCACAAAUUGAUAAAGACAUGAUGCCUUGCAAAACUAUUUGAUAUUUAUCAGUCUUUUCGGCAUUGAGUUUUGGGCAAACCAUACUUAAAUUAGAAAUAUUUUCUGAUUGAGGGAUUUAAUAUCAUACUGCCACUUUCAUUUCACAUGAAGUUUAUAGGAGAAACAGAAUAGAAGAACAUGAAAAUAUACAAAUCGAAAUCUUCUCUCUGUGUUUUUAUCUUUCAUUUUUGGGUUCUAUAAAGAAUAAACAAAGGUUUUAAGCAUCAAUUUGUUUAGAGAUAUAUAGACUGAAAAAUACUCUUAGUUAUAAGUUUUAGAAUUAAGGGAGGGACAAAUUCAAGAAUGGAAAAAAAUAGUUAAAAUGUUUAAUAAUUCAUAUAAAGAAUGAAAAAUAAAAGUAUGAGAAGAGCACGAGGAAGAAGAAAGGCUACCUUUGACAUGGUAAUCUACUACUGUCAUUUUGUAACGGAUAAAAAAAAGGAAAAGAAAAAACGAUAUUUAACAUGAAAUCAUCUUUAUGUGUGUAUUACAGUGAAAAGUCUUAACUAUUUAAAUUUCUCAUCUUUUAUGUUGAUAGGAAUGAAUUAGAGUUUAUUCAGGACAUCAUUAAAUGGGUGGACUCAAUAAUGGUGAAUCGUACAUUUCUUAACGUUGCAAAGUAUCCAGUUGGAAUAGAGUCUCGUGUACGAGACAUUUAUCAACAUUUAAGUAUGGGAAGGAAUGAUAUUAUAUGCAUGGUAGGGAUAUUUGGAACCGGUGGAAUUGGCAAGACUGUUAACUAUUGCAAAAGAGAUCUAUAACAUGAUUUCUUAUCAAUUUGAAGGAAGUUGUUUCUAGAAAAACAAUAUUAGAGAAACUUCAAAAGUAGGAGGUCUAAUCCAGCUGCAAAAAACACUUCUUUAUGAGAUUUUGGGAAUAAGUUUGGAUUUUCAUGAUAUUGACAAACACAUCAAUGUGAUUAGGCAUAGACUUUGCUCUAAAAGGGUUCUCCUAAUUCUUGAUGAUGUGGAUGAAUUGGUCGAACUAGAAACAUUACCUGGAGCUCUUGAUUGGUUUGGUUCAAGAACUAGCUAGAAUCAUCAUAACAACAAGAAAUCAACAUUUAUUAAUAUCUCUAAAGUUGAUUCAAAAUACAAGUUGAAGAUUUUGGCCAACGAUGAAGCUCUUAAGCACUUUAGCUUGAAUGCUUUUGAGAAAGUUGAACCACUUGAUGAAUAUCAUGUUGAACUCUCUAAACAAGUAAUGCAAUAUGCUUGAGGUCUUCCACUUGCUUUAACAGUGCUAGGUUCAACUCUAAAAGAUCAAAGCAUUCAUUAAUGGAAAAGUGUAUUGAAUAAAUAUAAACAAAUACCCAACAUAAAUAUUCAGAGUGUACUUCAAGUAAGUUAUGAUGGAUUGGAAGAUAAUGAGAAAGACAUGUUUCUUGAUAUUGCAUGUUUCUUCAAAGGAGGAACUUUGGCUGAUGUCAUUAAAAUAUUUGACAAUUGUGGUUUCUCUCUUGAUUAUGGUAUUCAGAGGCUUAUAGACAAGUCUCUUAUCCAAGUUGAUGAGUGUAAUAAAUAUUUUUGGAUGCAUGACUUGCUACAAAAUAUGGGUCGAGAAAUUGCUACAAUGUAUUCUCUCCUGUACCAUGGUACCAACAAAAUCUAAGGCAUUAUAGUAGAAAUGCCCUUCGUCCUUUCCCCAAUGUUUGGGAUCCUUUGCAGGUACCGUUUUAUAGAAGUUGCAGAGCCAAUGUUGUAUACAAGCACUAAAGCAGAGAACAUAAAAGAAGAAAAAUGGAUUGAAUUAUUUUGGGAUUUUUAGUACUCUUGGAAUCCAAUCCAUAGCCUUACAUGGAAGGAAAAAGGGAUUCUUAAACUUGGGGCAUCAACUUCCAGAUCUAGUGGAGAAGGACUAUGAUGAUCCAAAGGUAAACUUGAAGUUAGAGCUUCGACUUGGUAUCAAGCAUGAAUUUCAAACAUUAAUUAGCUUGUAAGCUUUUUACUUUGUUCAUUUACUGAUAGCCAUUAGUUCGUUUUCUUGGAUGAUGAAUUCAAGUGUUGUGCUGCCCUGAAAGUUUUCUUCUAUAUCCUUAAUACAGCAAGUAUAUGCUAAAAACACUCAGCUGAAAAAUCAGAAAACACCUCUCCUCAUUCCAUUAAAAAAUUCCCAUAAAGUUGGAGUGCAACAUAUACUACAAAACAAAUAAGUAUUCAUCGAUAUGCAUGCAUAAUACAUAUUUGUCGUAAUGUCUCUGUAUUUUGUGUUGUUUUCUAAAUUCACCAUCCAACACCAGCCUCAUAUGGUACUAACCCUUUGUAUUUUGUGUUUAUAUCAAUUUUGUAUACCCCUUGGACGCUGGGCACAAAAUUUACCAUAAAAGUGAGCCUAGACUUGUAGCCUUUGUAAAUUAGGCAUAGUUGUAAUGCGACUGUGUUUCAGAAAAUUGGAUUCCAUCGUUAAGAGUCCUUGAUGAUUAGUUUUAGAAACUGAUGAUGAGCUACAUAUACCAACAAUCUUUAUGAUUUAUUAGAAAUUGAAAUUGUUAAGAGUUCAGUUAAUACCCAACUGAGGGGAAGAGAAGCAUGGGUAAUAGAUGUUGAAGGACCACACUAUUUUGAGGAGAUAAGUGGAAUUGUAUUGUAUCCUGUUCUGUUAUUUUAAGAACAUGGUAUGUCUAGGUGUUUUAUUUAUGGUUUCCCAAUGAUAAUCCCGGGAGGGGUACCAUUUUAAGCCAAUAUGGUUGGAAUGUCUUCAUCUCUCUUCAACUUUGAAUGAGCUUGGAAUCCAAUCCUUAGCCUUAACCAUGAGAAAAGAGGUAUUCUUCAACCUGGGGCUCCAAACUUCCAGAUCAGAUGGAGAAGGACCAAGCGAUAGCGAAGGAAGAGAAAAGGGGAUAGGAGAACAGAGAUGAAGCGGCUUACCUUCCUUUCAUUCCUAUAUCUCCUGCUACUUCCUCACUCCUCAGCACUUGGGAGUAUGUCCCCUGGUCUGGCCCAGCUGAUGAAAGAUCUUGUUUUUAUUAUGAUGAUUGAAAGGUAGAUGAGGAGUCAAAGCUUUGACUUGGAAUCAAACACAAUCCAUUGUUUGAGAUGGAUGAAUGACUUGUAUGUUUAAAAGAGCUGAAUCUUAAGAACACUCCCCAACUGCCACUAUCAAACAUCUCUCUCUCUCUCUGGUUAUUUAUACAGUUGAACAAUUUGGAGUUAGCCUUCAACCUUGCUAAAAGUGGGGAAUCUUCCUGCCACCAAUUAGCUUCUUGCAGGUGCAUACAAGAGUAGUGUUUAUGUAAAAGAGGGACAAGGGAGCUCAUGUGGGAACUCGGACCCCCAACAUACGUGCGCACACUUGAUUACUGAUAUGUGGGAGUAGGAAGAGAAAUAUUGCUGAUUUUUGUGGUGAGCAGAAAUAUUGCUCUGCACUCCAGGGAAUCAAUACUUACAUUGAUGAGCACCUUGAAAGAGGAAAGGAAAUUUCAUCGGUACUUCUCAAAGCUAUUGAGGAGUCAAGGAUUUCGAUUAUCGUUCUUUCUGAAAACUAUGCAUCAUCCACAUGGUGUUUGGAGGAGCUGAUGAAGAUUCUCGAGUGCAGAGAAAUGAAACAACAAAUAGUUUUACCAGUGUUUUAUAAAGUGGAUCCAUCAAUAGUGCGGAAACAAAAGAAAAAUUAUGGAGAGGCAUUGGCCAACUACAAAGACAAGUUGAAUGAUGAUACGAAGGUGGAUAGCUGGAAGGCUGCGCUAAAAGAAGUGGCUGGCUUGUCUGGGUUCCAUUUAAAGAAGGACGGGAAUGAAUAUGAAUUUAUCCAUGGAAUCAUUCAACUGGUGGACUCAAAAAUAAUAAAUCAAACAUACUUUGAGGUUGCCAAUCAUCCAAUUGGAGUGGCAUCUCGUGUGCAGCAUGUAUAUUCCCUUUUAAGCAUUGGAGAGAAUGAUAUUGUACAUAUGGUAGGGAUCUUCGGAGUUGGGGGAAUUGGAAAGACAACUAUUACCAAAGAGGUAUAUAACAUAAUUUCUUCCAAAUUUGAAGGUAGUUGUUUCUUGAAAAACAUUAGAGAAACUUCGAAGAGCGAGUAUGGUCUGGUUCAACUGCAAGAGACUCUUCUUUCUGAUAUCCUAGGAGCAUCUUGGGUUGGUAAUAUUGGCCAAAUCGACAGAGGAAUCAAUGUGAUAAAGAAUAAACUUUGUUAUAAAAGAGUUCUUCUAAUUCUUGAUGAUGUAGAUGAUUGGGGACAGUUGAAAGCUUUGGCCAGAAAUCGUGAUUGGUUUGGUUCAGGAAGUAGAAUCAUUAUAACAACAAGGGAUCAAAAUUUACUAAGUAAUCAUGAAGUUGAUGCAACAUAUGAAGUGGAGAAAUUGAACCAUUAUGAAGCUCUAAAGCUAUUUAGUGUGUGCGCCUUUAAAAGAGAGAAACCGCUUGAUGAUUACAUGAAACUUACCCAACGUAUAAUACGUUAUGCUGGGGGCCUUCCACUAGCUUUGGAAGUGCUUGGUUUGGAUCUACGUGGUAGAAGUAUAUAUGAAUGGGAAAGUGCUUUGGAAGAAUACAAAAGAAUUCCUCAUGAGAAGAUUCAAAAAAUACUUAGAAUGAGCUAUGAUGGUUUGCGUGAAAGUGAGAAGAAUAUUUUUCUUGACAUUGCAUGUUUCUUUAAGGGAGUGAAGGUAGAUUAUGUGAUGAAAAUAUUAGAUGGUUGUGGUUUAUGUCCAAAUAUUGGAAUAAAAAGACUCAUGGAUAAGUGUCUCAUAACCAUGGAUAAUUCUUAUAAAUUUGGGAUGCAUGACUUGCUACAAGAUAUGGGUAGAGAAAUUGUUCGAGAAAAAUCCCCAAAAGAGCCUGGCAAACGCAGUAGGCUGUGGUAUCAUGAAGAUAUUCGCCAUGUACUUGAAGAAAAUACGGGAACGAACCAAAUUGAAGGCAUGCUGAUAGAUUUACCUAAAGAAGACUUGAUAUGCUUGAGUUCAGAGGCAUUCACGAAGAUGAAAAAUCUGAGAUAUUUUAUUAAUCAUAAUGCACGCUUCUCUAAGGCUCCUAGUUAUCUUUCUAACGAGUUAAGAGUGCUUAAUUGGAGUAGAUAUCCAUCGCAAUCAUUGCCAAAUAAUUUUCAUGGAAAGAAACUGGUUGAUCUUAGAAUGAGGUAUAGCCUCCUCAAGGAAUUGGGAGUGGGAUUGCAGAAUUUCCAGAACUUGGACAGAAUGAACUUCUCUCAUUCUGAAUUUCUGACAAAAAUUCCCGAUCUUUCUGCGAUGCCAAAUUUAAAGCGGUUGGAUGUUGCUUAUUGUAGAAACUUAGUUGAGGUUCAUGCUUCUGUUGGAUUCCUAAAUAAGCUUGAGCAUCUCUCAUUUGCCCAUUGCACUAAGCUUACCAGUUUGCCAACAAGCCUCAAGUUUAGACAUCUAAAAUGUCUAUGCGUUGAAGGUUGCUUAAGACUUCAAAAUUUCCCUGAAAUCUACAAGUUGAAGUUUUUCGUGAAGAUAGAUCAGUCUUCUUCAAAAGUUGCGGAGCCCAUCUGGUAUAGAAGAAUGAAAAGGAAGGGAAAGAUCGACAGAAGAGGAGUUCCUCAACCCUGGCCAUCAAUUUUGAAUUUGGAGGACACUGUAGCGAGUUUGGAGAAGGAUCUUACAAAUAAUUUUCAUCUUACAAAACAGGAGUUCCUCAACAUUGGCCAUCAAUUUCGAAAUUGGUGGACAAUCUAGCCAGUAAAAUAUUUGGGUCGAGAAAUUGUUAAUGAGUGUAAUCAAUAUUUUUGGAUGCUUGACUUGCUAUAAUAUUUGGGUCGAGAAAUUGUUCGACUAAAAUCGCCAAAAGAGCCUGGCAAAUGUAGUAGAUUAUGGUUUCACAAGAUGUUCGUCACCUGUUGGAAGAAAGUACAGUGAUGAUGACUGUGUUUCUUGGUUCUCCAACUCAGCAGCUCCAUUGAUCUUCAACAGAUGUAGCUUAAGAUGUAUACAAGGAAAGUAAUAACAGAGAGAUAUGAAAGCAGCAAUCAGGGGAGCUGGUCUGGUGCAGGAGGAUGAGGCAUAUCAGUAGCCGAAUCCAUAGUUGCCAUAUUACUCAGCAACCAGAGGAACAUAAUUAUGAGAUUUAUCUCCCUCGGUGUUUGUUUGUUUUUCUCUUCUUCCUCCUUUAGACCACCUAUGUUCUUGAACAAGUGGAUGGCGAUCUCGUUUCAAUUGCGGUGCACUGAAGACAUUGUUUGCUCUAUCACUAUGGGUGGCUGCAAAUUGUUUGAGUUUUAUGGUGGAGAAUCAGACCGCAAGGCUGUUGGCUAAGGAACUAUCUCCUCUCCAAGAUAUUGGUACACAGAAAAGCAUAGCUUUUAGUGUUGAUGGAUCUAGAAUUGCAACUGGGGGGGGUGGUGAGUAAAUGACUCAUAUUCCAAUCAAUCAUUAUCAUGUGCUUUCUGAUUUAUAUCAUCGCAAUCAAAUAUAGGUUGGGCAUCCAGAAUCUUUGAGUUGCCAAGCUUGCUCAUUACUUUAGAUGAACCAAAACCACUAAAAAAAUCAAGGGAUUUUUAAUUUUUGGGAUUUUCAAUUUUUAGUCUUGUAGAAUAUGUGACUGAUUUGUUUUAUUGUGAUUGUUUUAGUCUUGUAGAAUUACUACAUAAUCAUGCUGUUUCCCGAGUAGUGAAAGGAUUUCAGUUACUACCUGCUUUCACUUUCUGUGGCCACUUCAAGCUCCUAUUAUAUAAUUUAGUUCACUAAAUUUAUCUGUGGCCACUUCAAGCUCCUUGUAUGUAAACACUUGGACUCCUCUGAAAUUUUCUCCCCUUCACAUUGAGAUCUUGAUCAAACAGAAUCUAUCUCCUGCUUUGUACAAAAAUGUUAGAGAAGAUGAGACCAAAGCAAGACUUGAAGGCACGUGGAAAUGUCUAGCGGAACUUGCUGCUAAAAAAGUAAGGAAGAUGGGCCCACCACGUCUCUCCACGCCUUCAUUCGCUAAGAAUUCUCAUCUUUUAUAGGGAAGACAAAAACAAAAUUUGGUAUUUUCUAAUCUAUUGAGAACAUAUCAUGAUAUUAAAAUUAUUUUUGUAGGUGUCCAUUUCUAAUGGCAUGCCAUCCUCGAUGGAUUGGGAGGAUCACAUAUCUGUAUUUUAAGACUACUUAAUAAUUACUCAACAUGUAAAUAAUUAGCUUCUAGAGAUGACUAUAGCUCAAGUCUAACAAGCAUUUUUUCAUGCUGGUUUUGAAAGGAUUUUAUUAGCUUUGAGUUUGAAUAUAUAGAGCUAAAAGAUUUCCUGAAUUGAAGUAAAAACUCUGAAUUUUAUGUCCAAGUCUGUUGUUGUUUAUUGUGGCUGCUAGUGUUGUUUAUUUGAAGUAUUGUGGCUGCUGUUGUUGUUUAUUUGAAGUAUUGUGGCUGCUGCUGUUGUUUAUUUGAAGUAUAUGUACAAGUAGAGACAGACGAACCAACCUUAAAGACAUAAUGUGAACAAGUAGAGACACAUUUUCCCCUAGGAGUCACUUCUGAGUUCUGUGUCCUUUUGUUUUAGUAGAUGCUCGACUGACCGAGGGUCUUCAAUGCCAGAGGUGACAUGAAAGUUAUCCACUUCCUGAUCAUCAACACCAUUACAUACAUCAUUAUCCAACUUUUUCAAUAAUGAUUUAAUUUUAAAUCACUUGAAUGCAAAUGUUCUUACUUCUUAGCACAGGACUUUAGUACAUGCUCAAUUCAGCUUGUGGUGAAUGUAUAUUUACACGAGAGUUUCAGUUUAAUGCCAUCCAGCUCAAUUCAGCAUGUAGAAAUCUGUGAAAGCAUCUUUUGUACUGCAGAGUAAAACCCAAACGUGUUGAAAAUUAGUGACGACUUGUGUCUUUUUGAGGUGAAAAUGUAAUAACAGAUGUGUUUUUUUCAACGGUGUUGUAUUAAAUAUUUAGAAUGUGUUUGCUGCACUC